Molecule: messenger RNA, 456 nt
Organism: Mesorhabditis spiculigera
Lineage: Eukaryota; Metazoa; Nematoda; Chromadorea; Rhabditida; Rhabditidae
Source: the annotation of a GenBank genome assembly
AUGAUCAAGACGGCCCUUGCCCUCCUUGUGCUCGUCCAGCUGGCAGAAGCCAUUCGCUACACAAAGUGGCCCGUCCAGCCCAUGUACAACGUCAAGCGAGAUAUUCGCAAAGGCGAAGCGACACUCGUGCUCGUCUACAGCUGCAUGUGCCCCCGCAGCCAGCGCACCAUCCCGCGCUUCGAGAAGGCGGCCACCGAGCUCAAGAAGAUGUACGGAAUCAAGACCAAGUCGCUCGAGUACUACUCGACCGGCUUCGAGUUCAUGAAGGUUGUGCCGUACAUCAACCGCUUCCCGGUGCUGAUGCUGUACAGAGCCGACGGCAGCAAGGUCCGCUACUCCGGCAUUGACCCGCCAAUGGCCGCCCCCGAGGAUUUUGUGCGCUUCACGCUCGACAACGAGUACGCGCCGUACGAGAGCGAAGCCAACGACCAGUCCAUGUCUUCCAACUCGAUUUGG